AUGGUAAUGAACUUUUUUUUUUGUAAAUUCUUGAAUAUUUUCUCAUUUCCCUUUGCAGAUGAUUGCGGUGAUCAUGUAGUUGUUAUUAAUACAAAGGAAAUCGCAUUACCUGGUGAUGAAUGGGUGAAACGUGUAUACUUCCAUCACACUGGUUAUCCUGGAGGUGCCAGUUGGACUCUCGCUUGGCAAUUACAUGAUAAAGAUCCCACUAUGGUAAUGCACAAAGCGGUCUAUAAUUCAAUGAAAGGCAAUCUUCAACGUCGUCACACAAUGCAGAGGCUUCAUUUAUUUGCCGAUGAUAAUGUUCCUGAGGAAAUUUUAGCAAAUGUAACGAAUCAAAUUAGAACACCACGUGAAGUACCACAGCGAUUAGAUCACAUAGACAAGGAAACCUUGGAAAACUUCCCUUCAAUUAUGGAUUAUCCAAAAGAUUAUAUUUUACGUUAAACUUUAAUAAAUUCGUUGAAAAGUGUUUUGUUAAAUCAAA
Messenger RNA from Lucilia cuprina (Australian sheep blowfly), 487 nucleotides. RefSeq names its product 39S ribosomal protein L13, mitochondrial-like. Gene Ontology annotation, cellular component: mitochondrial large ribosomal subunit; ribosome. The transcript has 2 exons. Gene Ontology annotation, molecular function: structural constituent of ribosome; mRNA binding. NCBI's taxonomy places the organism in Eukaryota, Metazoa, Arthropoda, Insecta, Diptera, Calliphoridae. Bases 1 to 447 code for a protein of 148 amino acids. Gene Ontology annotation, biological process: translation; negative regulation of translation. The record is from RefSeq and is a predicted model, not a curated record.